AUGUACGGCGGCGGUUUUGAGGGGAAGCACAUGCUCCCCAGUCAGCAGGGGUACCGGACCAGGGAUAUCCUCUUCCUGCUGGGUACCCUUGGCAUCGCGGGUACCAUCGCAACGGUGGUAACUGCCACUACAGUUAUCGGCGGAGGCGGCUUUCUCCUCCUCAUAUCGCCGCUCCUGCUUCUCUUCUCCCCGAUCCUCGUCCCGCUCGCCAUCUUCGGCACCGUCGUUGGAGGCGGAGCACUCUUUAUGACGACGAUGACGGCCAUGGGCGUGGGGUCGCUCGUGUGGUUCAUCAACUACAUGCGCGGGAAGAAGCCCAUUGGAGCGGAGUCCCUAGAUUACGUGGCAGGCGGCGUGAAGGGCGCAACUGAGUACGUGGGUGACAAAGUGAGCCACGUCACGCACUCUGCUUAUGAGGGCACGGCUAGGGUUCUUGGGACUGGAGGAGGGCCCGGCUGGCAGGAGCAGCAGUACAAGACUUCCUCUGCUGCCGCCUAA
This is a messenger RNA of Closterium sp. Naga37s-1, 498 nucleotides long. The record is from the annotation of a GenBank genome assembly. NCBI's taxonomy places the organism in Eukaryota, Viridiplantae, Streptophyta, Zygnematophyceae, Desmidiales, Closteriaceae.